AUGAAAGCUGAGCUUGAGCAGGAGGUCAUCUUCGUUGCAGACUUCUGCGACCACAAGACGCUGCACAAUCUGCGGGACCCCCAGGCGAGUGCUUUUCACGCGCCUCUGGGGGAGGGGCGCACUUUAAAGACGUGUGGACUUAGCCGCGUGAUAGCGAUAGCCUUUGCCCCGGAGAGGAAAAUUUUGGGAGUUGACUUGGUGAAGAGGUUCGAUCCGUGGACUGUGUCCGGAAAGCUCAAGCGCUUGGCGACUAGAGUUGCAGAAAUGGGUCUUAGGGCCGAGCAUUUCCAAAGCGCAGUAAGAGUGCUCGAGGCAGGGCCGCCGAGCGGCGCGGAAGUUGCGCCCUCAUUAGAGGCUCAGGAUGUCCGAGCUCUAGCGAUGGAAUGGAACGAGUCGCAGGACCUUCAGAGCUUUACGGAGGAGUAUGAGGAGGAGCCUCGAGCUGAUGACUCGUGCGUGGAGCUAGAGGUCCGAGUGGAGUCCUUAGUGCAAGAAGUCGAAACGCACUUAGAAAUAGGGACUGCAACAGCGGAAACGUAAAGUCCCAUUCUGGGAUAUCCUUCGGAUACUCUGUGGAGACUCGGCGCACUCUUCCAAGCAACUCGGAAGCAACUAUGGCACGCUAUCUCAACGACGAACAGAAUGCACAAGUGACACUGGAGCAGCUUCAGAGGCUAGAUGCGCUGAAUCUGAGGAGUGACCUUUUACACCAUGCUCGGGAUGCGAUGAUCCGACAACGCGGAAUCGAGGUCGAGAGCGCUCUGAAUGGGGUGGGCAUACGGAAGGGGUGUCGCAAAGGUUUUCAGGGUUGGCCGGAUGAUUUCGCUGUUACGAAUUACACUUUCAAAUUAGGUAUCACACGUUAGAUAAGGUAAUCGCCUGCCAAAGGAAAAGGCUGAUCGACCGAUUGUAAGUAGCUACAUUGCCUGAGACCCCCAGGAGAUCGAAGGGUAAGCUAGGCUAGUAAGCUGAGGACUAUGAAACACAAAAUCCCGUGCGCUUUUCAAAACAGACUAUGUUGUCAUGCUGACAGAAGACGGUAUAUAAUCUUAUCAUAGACGCUUACUUCGAUAGUUGAGG
Klebsormidium nitens is the source of this 1080-nucleotide messenger RNA. The record is from the annotation of a GenBank genome assembly. NCBI's taxonomy places the organism in Eukaryota, Viridiplantae, Streptophyta, Klebsormidiophyceae, Klebsormidiales, Klebsormidiaceae.